UCUCUUCAUAUACAGAUCUUAUAUCUCCCUCCUCAGCACAGAUCUAAUUGAGAUGGUGUCUUCAGCACAAGAAACUCCGCCAAACACUCUGUCAAAAUGUUUUCUGUGAGAAAACCUUUAAAAGCAGCAUCUUUGUUGGUAACGUAUUUUUAACCUCAUCUCUCUCUUACUGUUUGCUGUUUACCUUUUAACUCAAGCAUAGAUGUCAUCACCCACUCAGUAGAGGGUUUUUUAUGUGGUAGUGGAGUUUGGCCAUGAGUGUGAGAGUGGAUGGCUGUUUGACUCUAUGUGAUGAACUGACGACCUGUGUAGGAUAAAGUGGUAGAAGAUGGAUGGAUGAUGGAUGGAUGGAUGGAUGGAUGGAUGGACGGACACCAGUGUGAUUGGCAGCUGUAUCCUCCAAUAAGAGCCUGGUGGCAGUUGACGUCUGUGGAUUAAACACUUCACAAUGGGAGUUGAUUUGGCAACAGUAGCUAUAACAAGCUAAAGAGCUUAUUUUGGUCUCGUCAUCCUCGGGGUAUCCUCUUCUUCCUUUUUCCUUGAACACCUCGCCUCUUGUCGUCAGUCAUGUCAACAUUUCUGAUCAAGAGAUGGGGAAAAAAACUUGCACUGUUCUCCACAGCUCUAUGAUCAGUGUCUGCAGAGGAAGUUCAGCUUGUAUUCCAUCAUAUUACCAGGCGGGAACUGAGUGCUGUCCGAAGUGUUCACCUGGAGAGUAUGUAAGAGCAGACUGUUCGGAUGAAUCCAGCACUAAGUGUAAUCCCUGUGAAGACGGAACCUUCAACGAUGUUUUCAGUGGACUCAAACGUUGCUUGAACUGCACAAGCUGUGCUCCAGCUUCUGGCCUGAAGACAGUCAGUCCAUGCACAAGAAUACGGGAUGCACUCUGUGAACCUCUGGAAGGAUUCUAUUGUGUAAAAUCCAAAGGCUUAAACUGUGAAGCAGCAGAGAAACACCGCCAGUGUAAACCAGGACAGUACAUCAGAGAUAAUGGAACAGCGUUGACAGACACAGUUUGCGCUGACUGCAGUGCCGGGACAUUUUCAGAUGGGACGUUCACCACUUGUCGGCCGCACACGCAUCUACAAACACCUGUGGCUGGAGUCACCGUGGACGCUGGAGUCACCGUGGACGCUGGAGUCACCGUGGGCGCUGGAGUCACCGUUGAUGCCAAAGUUGCAGUAAUAUUUGUGGUUGCUGUCUUGCAGCAGGUUUUAAACUGACGGACAAAACAUUUUUCACAAAGACUUUUGUGAAAAAGCCACAGUGAUAAUACUUUGCACACAGUCAAGGUGGCAUUUCAGGGCAGCUGAUGUUUUUUAUUUAUCAUCUCCUCAAAAAAAAGUACGAACGAAACACUUUCUCACAGAACCAAUCUGAUGGCAUAAACAUAAAAGAAUAUAGACAAAUACAGUGCUUAACAAAUGUAUUAGGCCACCACCCAAAAGCCACAGCUGCCCUAAAUUAGCAGCACUGGUAAUUAUCAAAAUAACCUUUUAUGUUUCAGUUUCCUCCUUAACCGGAUUUAUACUUUUAAUGUUAAAACGUAAUCAUUGUUACCCAUGGACUUUAAAAUGUACUGUUUCACAAAUAACAACCCAGAAGAAAUAGUA
Solea solea (common sole) is the source of this 1613-nucleotide messenger RNA. Its product is annotated as tumor necrosis factor receptor superfamily member 14-like. The record is from RefSeq and is a predicted model, not a curated record. NCBI's taxonomy places the organism in Eukaryota, Metazoa, Chordata, Actinopteri, Pleuronectiformes, Soleidae. Gene Ontology annotation, cellular component: external side of plasma membrane. Gene Ontology annotation, biological process: defense response to Gram-positive bacterium; defense response to Gram-negative bacterium; positive regulation of peptidyl-tyrosine phosphorylation. Gene Ontology annotation, molecular function: transferase activity; protein binding. The transcript has 5 exons. Bases 591 to 1223 code for a protein of 210 amino acids.